Molecule: messenger RNA, 2094 nt
Organism: Frieseomelitta varia
Lineage: Eukaryota; Metazoa; Arthropoda; Insecta; Hymenoptera; Apidae
Exons: 6
Coding region: 1088-1516 (142 amino acids)
Source: RefSeq, a predicted model, not a curated record
GGCGUUGCAGACCGAGCACGCGAAAUACAAGUCGGCCAGCGUCCGCCGAAAGACACGAGGUGUCGCGACGUCGUAUUCUCCACCCGCAAACAAGUGUUCCCGAGCCACCAGUAGCUCAUUCGACUUGGAUCAAAUAAACGAUAAAUAUUCCUCUGAAGCAAUUGUUCCGUAAAAUGUUCUCUCGUCAAUCACGAGUUUAACGAGCGUCGAAACGCUUGUAGAAACGAUUUCAUUUCUCGCGUAAUUUACGAUGAACGAUGAGCCCUCGUUCGUGAGCGAAACGUGUCUGAUCUUUCGGAAGGGCGAAGAGAGACGCGAUCAAUCGUCCGUGAACAAGGCAGUCGAUGCGAAAUUUGGCCGUGGCGAAGCACGACCUCGAAGAGGGCGAGAAACGUGACUAAACUCGAAGGUACGAGAUCAACCAAACUUUCCGCUGACGUAUGUUGACGUGAUACAUCUGACAGUGUUAUUUGCUGACAAGCAAGAAAUCAACGAACAUUGCUUGAUCCUUCCAUCGGUCUAACUAAAUAGAAACACGUGCACAUCGAAAAAAGAGUUUCGAGACCAAGUUCUAACGAGUAAGGAAAAACUCUUCUCUACCGCUAAGUACAGCAAGAAGCACGUCGAGAGGAAUUCAACGGCCGUGUUUAUCGAUAGACGACGAUCGUAACUCUGUUUGAACAAGUUUCAAACAACUCGUUAUAUAAUAUAAUUAUAUAACGUUCUUUGUCAUCGGUGUCGUGACCUGCGAACUAUCGAUUGAUUUCUACGAACUAAACGUCGACUAGUUUCUAUAAAUCAAGCAAACCUCCGCAUUGCCAGCAGAAGUUCGUCCAAGUCCGAUCGCUGGGAACGAUGAACAACCAGGGAUUUAGCGUCGAAAAGAUACGCGGCCAGUUUACACCGUGUAAAUUCUCUGCCAGCUAAAACACAAAGGAAUAUCCUUUACAAAAUACUUCAGUGAAAGAAAAAAGACGGACAAAGGAGAGAAAGGAGGAGGGAAGAGGAUGGAUAGAUCGUCAGUUGUUCUCCAAAGAGCGCUUUCAACCUCCCUAUUUCGAGCAUCGUAAGAGGGACUAACGAAGCUAUGAUCGGGAGCAAAAUGUCGGUCGAAGUGAGAGCGGGUCGACCAACAAUGCCAACAAUUUCACAAUCCAAGAGACCAACAAUUUUAGUUUAUCCGACAGUAACUCCAGAGAGUAUCAUCAUUCCAAUAGUAUCAUGCAUACUUGGAUUUCCAUUGCUGGCUCUAAUGGUUAUCUGUUGUUUAAGAAGAAGAGCAAAACUCGCGAGAGAACGAGCUCGAAGAAGAAAUUGCGAUCUAGAUCACGGGGCUCUCAGUCUCGUUCGUUUUAGCCCUGUCCAUCGUUUAGCUGGAAUUGAUCGUCCAAGAGCAGUAUCAUUGCGAAGCGAUCGAGGAUCUAGAGCUUUUCCAUCGUUGGAGCUAGACACGGUAGUUGAAGAACGAUCAGAUCCUGAACAAAGCACUGCGUUGGAACUUAGUAGCCCAGAUUAGCAUCCAGUUUUGGUACCACCUAGGUCAGAUUCUUAUUCUCCGUCUCCACGACCAUCGAAAUCAGUGGUACCAUUACCCGUGGAUCACAGUCCUUUAUGGACAACGUUAACAAAUGCCAACACUGUAUCCUCUGCUCCUGGAGAUACCUAGCAGGAAGUGGAAGAGGGCGGUUACAUCGAAGCUCUCGUCCUCGAUUUACCCAUAAUUUACUAAAAAUUUUGGCAUACAUAAUAUUACCAAAUAUUAGCUUGCCGAGAGUGACCCCGUAUAAUUUCAAGAGGGUGAAACACUGUGAAGUUGUACAAUAAAAAAAAGAAAGAAGAACUCGCGGUGAUAAAAUAAUUUGAAGUAUGAAGACAUUAUACAAUAAAAUACGUGUCUUUACAAACAAGUUUUGCACGCGUAUUCAAACUUGACAACUAAAUUUUAUACUGAUAAACUGUACAAUAUUCUGCGGACAGACCGGUUUUUACAACUAUUAAUAAAGUAACAAACACUGCAUUAUUAGUGUAAAUAAAACUUUGUUAACAUCAUGUACAAACGAAAAUCAUAAUGUGUAAAUAAAUGAUUAUAAACUA